UUAGCCGGAUUAGGGUUUCAUAGGCUGCCGCCGAACGAAUCUAAACCCCUAAAAACUCCGUCUUUCUCUGUCGUUCUCUCCAUCGCUGCCGGUCGCUAAUGGCGAAGACAACCGGCCGCUCGAAUGCCUCAAGCAAAAAGGAGAAGAAGAAGAAGAAGGGAAGCAAGCGCUUCCUCUCCGGCCCCGGUGCCGCAGCCAUGAAGGCCUCGAAGCCUGUUUCAGUUGUGAACCCCUUUGAGAGCAUAUGGUCACGCAGGAAAUUCGACGUCCUUGGAAAGCGCCGCAAGGGCGAAGAGCGUCGCAUUGGUCUCGCUCGCUCUCUUGCCAUUGAAAAGAGGAAGAAAACUUUGCUUAAAGAGUAUGAUCAGAGUGCAAAGUCGUCUGUGUUUCUGGACAGGCGAAUUGGUGAAAAAGAUGACACGCUUCAAGAGUUCAACAAGCAAGUCUUGCGUCUACAGCGUGAGCGUCAGUUAAAGUUGAAAAAGUCUAGAAAAUACAAUUUAUCAGAUGAUGAGGAAGAUGCUAUGACAUUAAAUCAGCUUCUUUCAUCUGAUAGAGAUGAUUUUGAGGAAGAAGUGCCUCCAGAUGAUGAUCUUGAUGCUGACAUAGAUAAUCACAAUGGUUCCGCUUCUUCACGGCGAUUAAGUUUAAAUUCUCUGCCUAAAUCUUCAGAAUUGGGUUUGCCUGAUGAAGAGGAUGAGGAGGCUCACAAGUCAAAGAAGCAAGUGAUGGCAGAAGUAAUAUCAAAAAGCAAAUUUUACAAGGCUCAAAAAGCAGUUGAGAAGGAAGAAGAUGCAAGCCUAUUGGCAAAGUUAGACGAAGACUUUAGUACAAUUGCUCAAACAAAGGCGCUACGGUCUUUAUCUCAUCCAAGUAAGAUGAAGUCAUUAGAUGCUCUAUUGAACAAAAAUAUUCAAAGGGAGCACAAAGAAGGAUCAUUUGGUUUGCCAGUCAAGGAGUCUAAUGAGAAACCGGAUGAAUAUGACAAACUUGUCAAAGAGCUUGGUUCAGAUAGGAGAGCUCAUGCAUCAGAUAGGACAAAAACUCCAGAAGAAAUAGCUCAAGAAGAAAAAGAACGUCUUGAAGAACUUGAGAAACAACGUUGUGAAAGGAUGCAUGCUACUGAUGAUUCUUCAGAUGAAGGUGCUAGUGAUGAUGAAGAUAUCCAAUCACUUGCGAAGACUUCCAGACCUACGUCUGGUGAUGAUCUUGGAGAUUCCUUUUCCAGUGGCAAGGAUCUAAUGGACAAAAGGUGUUGGGUUGACAACAUAAAUGAACAAAAUGACACAGACAAUCAGGAUGAAACUGGUUCUUCGUCUCAGGAUUCAGAAGGUGAUGAAGAUGAUGAAGAUUCUGAUGGCAAUCCCGCUGAUGGAGAUGACACUAGUGGUGAUGAGUGCGGGAAGAUAUCUAUGGUUAGAGACUGGGAACAAAGUGAUGAUGAUGAACUGGAUAUGAAUGAUGAGGAAGCAGAGAACCAUGACAGCCAAGGAGCAAGUAACUGUGAGAGGCAAAACAUGGAUUUAUGUGAAGUUAAUGCCAAGCCUGCUCAAAGAACAAAUGCUUCUCCAAAAUUAGCUACAGAUGGAGGAAAGGAGAUUCCUUAUGUAAUAGAAGCUCCAAAAACCAUGACAGAGUUAUGUUCCUUGCUGGAUAACCGCUCAGAUGAUGAAGUUCUUGAAAUCAUUGUUCGUAUUCGAGCAUACAAUUCAAUAAGACUUGCAGCAGAAAAUCGGAAGAAAAUGCAGAUCUUUUAUGGUAUACUGUUGCAGUAUUUUGCUGUCUUAGCUACUCAGCAUCCAAUAAACAUUAAAACUAUAAAUUUGCUUGUUAAACCAUUGGUGGAAAUGAGUGCAGAAACUCCAUAUUUUGCUGCUAUUUGUGCUAGGCAGAGGCUUAUACAAAUACGAACCUGUUUUUUGGAGGAUAUUCGAAAUCCAGAUAAGAGUUGCUGGCCAACUUUGAAGACUUUGCUCCUGUUGAGGUUAUGGUCACUAGUAUUUCCAUGCUCUGAUUUUCGUCAUGUUGUUAUGACUCCCAUGCUUCUCCUUAUGUGCGAGUGUCUGAUGCGUUGUCCAAUAAAGUCAUCUCGAGAUACAACAGUUGGUUCUUUCUUAUGUUCAAUGGUACUCUCGGUGAGCAAACAAUCCGGGAAAUUUUGUCCUGAGGCUCUAAUAUUCUUGCAAACACUUUUGGCAUCUUCAUUAGAGAUCAAACCUGGAUUCCAGCAAUUUCCUCAGGUGAACUGUCUUAUGGAGACUAGGAUUUUAGAACCCUGGCUUCACAUAGGUGAUCCAUCAUGUGUUGUGCAUCCUCUAGAUUUUUAUGCUGUCAUGGAAAUGCAAGAGGACUCGCCCUUCUUUGCCUCUGAUGAAUUUAGGGCAAGCAUGCUAUUAUCGGUUUUGGAAACAUUGAAUGGAUUCGUCAUUAUUUAUGAAAGAUUGAGCUCUUUCCCUGAGAUAUUCUUGCCAGUUUGUGAUUUGCUCCAGCAAGGAAUGCAAAAUUCUAAUCUGCCUAGGUUAUUGCGAGACAAAAUGCAAGAGGUUUUUGAUUUGAUCAAGAAAAAAACAGAUGAUCACCAGAUAUCUAGGCAGCCACUUCAAAUGCGCAAACAAAAGCCAGUUCCAAUGAAGUUACUGAAUCCAAAAUUCGAAGAGAACUUUGUGAAAGGUCGAGAUUAUGAUCCGGAUCGAGAGAGGGUUGAGAUGAAGAAGUUGAAGAAACUUCUAAAGAGCGAAAAGAAAGGAGCCAUUCGGGAAUUGCGCAAAGAUAGUCAAUUUAUGUCUGGACUGAAGGAGUCUGCAAGGUUAAUGCAGGACGAAGAGAGAGCAGAGAGAUACCGAAAGAGCAUGGCUUUCCUCCAAGAACAGGAACAUGCUUUCAAGUCUGGACAACUGGGAAAAGGCAAAGGCAGUAAAGGUAAAGGCAGUAAGAGGAAGAGAUGAAACAACAGUUGAUGUCGUAUACCUUCGCAUACACCAUAAUCACAAAGAAUUCUAGUCUCAUGCAAUUCCUGUAUGUUUUCUUUUUCGGUUCCUCAUGUAUCCGCGUGUUUUUUUUUUCUGUAAGGCAGGGUUUUCGCCUGUGAAUUUAAUGUUAUCUCAAAUGGUAGAGCUUAUUUAGUGGCUGAAAGUGAUUUCUGUUCAUUAUCAUCAA
Messenger RNA from Zingiber officinale, 3156 nucleotides. Its product is annotated as nucleolar protein 14-like. Gene Ontology annotation, biological process: maturation of SSU-rRNA. NCBI's taxonomy places the organism in Eukaryota, Viridiplantae, Streptophyta, Magnoliopsida, Zingiberales, Zingiberaceae. Gene Ontology annotation, cellular component: nucleolus; Noc4p-Nop14p complex; small-subunit processome. The record is from RefSeq and is a predicted model, not a curated record. The coding region runs from base 99 to 2945 and encodes 948 amino acids. The transcript has 14 exons.